This is a messenger RNA of Ilex paraguariensis (yerba mate), 276 nucleotides long. The record is from the annotation of a GenBank genome assembly. Lineage: Eukaryota; Viridiplantae; Streptophyta; Magnoliopsida; Aquifoliales; Aquifoliaceae.
AUGGCAUGCAAAGAGCCUCGUGUCCUCGCCCUAAAGGGUACGCAGACAAGGUCGACUGAAGGAAUCAGCUCCAUAAAUGCUUGGCUCACUCUAGCCACAUCAUCCAAAAGACUCCCACCAGAACUACUAGCCACGACUGGUUUGGGACGCCUUGAGCUAGAGCCUUCCACACCCCCAAGAAAAGGUCUACGAUGCACUGGACCCACCUCGGAAUUAAGGGACACAACUCCGAUUGUGGCCUCUCCAGUAGUCGGCAAGGUCAGGGCCUGGGCUUGA